Alternaria postmessia is the source of this 1197-nucleotide messenger RNA. RefSeq lists its product as uncharacterized. NCBI's taxonomy places the organism in Eukaryota, Fungi, Ascomycota, Dothideomycetes, Pleosporales, Pleosporaceae. Gene Ontology annotation, biological process: carbohydrate metabolic process. Gene Ontology annotation, molecular function: hydrolase activity, hydrolyzing O-glycosyl compounds. The record is from RefSeq and is a predicted model, not a curated record. The transcript is spliced from 2 exons. The coding region runs from base 1 to 1197 and encodes 398 amino acids.
AUGCUCUCCAAAUCGGGGUUGGCUAUCACAACAACAGUAGAUACUAAGCAUUUUACCGACACUUUCACCGUCACCAACGAUAGGGAGACUAUAUUUUAUCAUACCUUUGUAAGACCGGACUGUAUAUUGGGUUACACUGUACUUCCGGUGGCGGGUAAUCGACGAACAGGGUUGAUAGGAAUUCGGAUAUCCUUUGUCUCUCACCUGAACUCAGCUCCAGGUCUCAGCGAUCUCGCAAAGAAAGCUGGGCUCAAGUACUUUGGUACGGCUGUUGACAACGUAGUCCUCGACAACGAUGGAUACACUUCCAUAGCCUUCAAGCGCUCCGAGUUCAACCAAGUAACCGCCUCCAACGGCCAGAAAUGGGUACACACAGAGCCGCAACGCGACUUUUUCAACUACACUUUGGGAGACCAAAUCGUCGACGCCAGCAAAGAGGCCGAUCAGAUCCGCCGCUGUCACACAUUUCUCUGGCACAAUCAACUCCCCACCUGGCUCACAACAGGUACCUGGACCAAAGCCAGUCUGCUUACGGUCCUAGAAAACCACAUCAAAAACGUCGCAGAGUAUUACUGGGACGAUUGUUACGCAUGGGACGUAGUAAACGAAGCUUUUAACGACGACGGCACACUGCGAAAGACAAUCUGGUUGGAUGCCAUCGGUCCAGAAUACAUUGAACAUGCAUUCCGUCUAGCAAGACAAUAUGCAAGUCCAGGCACCAAACUGUACUAUAAUGACUACGGAAUUGAGAGAGUGAACAACAAGAGUUUGGCUAUUGCGCGUAUGAUCAGAGAGUACCAAGGCGUCGGUGUGCCCAUUGAUGGUGUGGGGCUACAAGCACAUUUUACAGUGGGCAGAGCACCGUUGUAUACUGAUAUUCGUGCUUCGCAGCAGCUCUUUUCUAGCCUGGGUCUGGAAACAGCGUUGACUGAACUUGAUGUUCGAAUGACACUGCCAGACAAUGCAAACAAGACAGCUGCCCAGGCUACCAUCUAUGCUGACUCGGUUCGCGCAUGUGCGGAUGAGGAAAGUUGCGUUGGAGUCACAGUUUGGGACUUUUGGGACACGGUUAGCUGGGUGCCUGAGACCUUUAUAGGGGAGGGCAAUGCCUGUCUCUGGAAUCAGAACCUGCAGAGAAAGCCAGCAUAUUAUGCUGUUGCUGAUGUGUUGAGAAAGGCGGGUGAGAAGAGAGGAUAG